This is a messenger RNA of Lytechinus pictus (painted urchin), 1233 nucleotides long. Its product is annotated as muscarinic acetylcholine receptor M2-like. Gene Ontology annotation, biological process: adenylate cyclase-activating adrenergic receptor signaling pathway. Gene Ontology annotation, molecular function: dopamine neurotransmitter receptor activity, coupled via Gi/Go; G protein-coupled receptor activity. NCBI's taxonomy places the organism in Eukaryota, Metazoa, Echinodermata, Echinoidea, Temnopleuroida, Toxopneustidae. The transcript is spliced from 3 exons. Gene Ontology annotation, cellular component: plasma membrane. The coding region runs from base 1 to 1233 and encodes 410 amino acids. The record is from RefSeq and is a predicted model, not a curated record.
AUGACUACCGAAGUCUCCGAAUUCGUGAGUUCUUUUUCAGAUGGUUAUUUCACGGAAGCAAACUCGGUCAUCGGGCUCGAUGACUCGGGGUUUGUUACAUCACGGGAUGGGCUACCUGCUGGAUCACCGGUCGGUCCACCGGGAAUGCCGGGUGGACCUCCACAACCACCGUUCAGCAGCAUCGGUUCGACAUUCUCAAUCGUCUAUAGCUCCAUCAUCAUCAUCACGAACGCCGCCACCCUCUUUGCCUUCGCUACCGAACGUCGACUUCGAACCUACAACAAUCUAUUCCUCAUCAAUCUUGCCAUCUCUGAUCUCCUAGUUGGCGUCACGGUCGCGGCUAACGUGAUCAAUACCUACUACCCUACCGUUGUCAUGUGCAAGCUUCAUCUCGCUCUCAACGACGCUUUCCUCACCGUCUCCGUUUUCGGCAUCGUGGCCAUUUCCAUUGAUCGACAUCAAGCGACGUAUGAUCCCAUUACUCACUUCUUAAAGAAGUGUACUCGAAGGGCCGUUAUCUUUAAUGUGGUGAUAUGGUUGAUUUGCCUUGCUAUCUGGCUACCGUACACGGCGGGCUGGGAUCUAGGAGUCAUUUUGACCACACCUAGUCAAAAUGACCCAUUCCGAGAUGCUUGCGUUCCUCGGUACGGUCUUCGUCUGGUCACGUCUCUUCUCCCGGUGGGUCUCACCAUCAUCAUUCCCGCCAUAUUGAUUACUGUCCUGUACGUCCGUAUCGUCUACAAGAUACGGACAGCUUUCGGAGCCGAGAUGCUGGCGAAUCAGUUCCGAGAGAACGUCAAGGAGGAUGGUGAGACACCUCAGGGGAAUGCCCCAGGAAGCACUUCAACGGAUUUUAUGGGAUCAUCAGAAUUAAAGUCCAGAGAGACGGAUAAUGAGGGCAUCGAUAUUGAUGGGACACAGACCAAUCAGAAGACAACGAAGGCUACGAAGCAACGGGAGUCAGCUGAAGUCGCUAGGAAAGCGACUCGUACCUUAUCGGCCAUUAUCGUCGCUUUCGUCAUCGCCUGGUUGCCCCAUGUCAUCUUCAUCAUCGUGACCAAUCUCAACCGCGAUCUCCUCUUCGAAGGGAAGAUACCAGAAGUUGUUUUAUUUUUGGUCUCCAUGAUGCGCUACUCCAAUAGUUUCCUGAAUCCGAUCAGCUACGCGAUGGCACAGCCUUUAUUUCGCCAAACGGUCUUGAAUAUGUUCAGGGGUUUCGGUAGAAUAUGUUGA